This is a messenger RNA of Nanorana parkeri, 1224 nucleotides long. RefSeq names its product high mobility group box 1 (gene HMGB1). The transcript has 5 exons. The coding region runs from base 121 to 753 and encodes 210 amino acids. The record is from RefSeq and is a predicted model, not a curated record. Gene Ontology annotation, cellular component: nucleus. Gene Ontology annotation, biological process: regulation of transcription by RNA polymerase II. Gene Ontology annotation, molecular function: DNA binding, bending. NCBI's taxonomy places the organism in Eukaryota, Metazoa, Chordata, Amphibia, Anura, Dicroglossidae.
CUGAGCUGAGAGUAAUGUUACAGAUUGGGAGAGUGAAGAGGCUGCGUAUCGAUCCCGCUUUCUCUCACAGCCAUUGCAGUACAUUGAGCUCCAUAGACACAGCAUUGGAAAUCUAACAAAAUGGGGAAAGGUGAUCCAAAGAAACCAAGAGGAAAGAUGUCCUCUUAUGCUUACUUUGUGCAAACUUGCAGAGAAGAGCACAAGAAAAAGCACCCAGAUGCAUCUGUAAACUUUGCCGAGUUCUCCAAGAAGUGCUCCGAGCGAUGGAAGACCAUGUCCGCUAAGGAAAAGGGCAAGUUUGAAGAUAUGGCUAAAGUAGAUAAAGUCCGGUAUGAAAAAGAAAUGAAAACUUAUAUACCACCCAAAGGAGAAUCCAAAAAGAAGUUCAAGGACCCAAAUGCACCAAAGAGACCACCAUCGGCUUUCUUCCUGUUCUGUUCUGAAUUCCGUCCUAAAAUCAAAGGUGAGCACCCGGGUUUGACCAUCGGAGAUGUGGCAAAGAAACUAGGAGAGAUGUGGAAUAACACCGCAUCUGAAGACAAGGUGCCUUAUGAAAAGAAAGCUGCCAAACUGAAGGAGAAAUAUGAAAAGGAUGUUGCAGCAUAUCGGGCCAAAGGAAAGCCCGAAGCACCCAAAAAGGCACCGCCUAAACCUGAAAAGAGCAAGAAAAUGGAGGAUGAUGAUGAUGAUGACGAGGAUGAUGAAGAUGAGGAGGACGAGGAAGAUGAAGAUGAUGAUGAAGAUGAUGAGUAAACCUCCCCAGGAGCAGUUUUGUCUAUAUAGCAUUUAAACCCCCUGUACACAGCUCUCAUUUUUUUAAAGAAAACAAAAACAAAUCAAAAUAUAAGGAUGUGUAAGAUUUGUUUUUAAUCUGUACAGUGCCCUCCCCUCCCGCCACGUUUUUUUUUCUUUUGUAUUGUUAACACACUACCAAAACGUAUCUUUGACGGCCCUGUCUUUUAAGUGGUUUUCAAUUGCCACUAACCUUGCCUGGUACAGUAAGGGGGUUGUAAAUUGGCAUGGAAAUUUCAGCAGGCUCAUGUUGGUGCACAGUUUAGUUUAUAUGGGGAUGUAGUUCAUUUUUCAUCUUCAGUUGUCUUAGCAUCAUCAUCAUCAUCAUUUGUUGUUCUGUUUAACUGAUACCACUCUGUAAGUGCAAGAAAAAUUGCAAAUGUUUUGUUGGCAUUCUGAUUGCUUCGAAGUAAAUACAAAUUUUUUUUUUAU